AUGAAAAGAUGGCUUACAAACCUAACUUUUGCUUUGGUUACAUUAUUCCCUUCUUCUACCUAUAGUAGUACAAUAUUAAAAGGAAGAGCAAAACUAAUGAUGCUCAGCAAUACUAUAUAG
Molecule: messenger RNA, 120 nt
Organism: Dentiscutata erythropus
Lineage: Eukaryota; Fungi; Glomeromycota; Glomeromycetes; Diversisporales; Gigasporaceae
Source: the annotation of a GenBank genome assembly